CACUAUGUCCUGGGACUGGUACCGAGAUCGCGGUUUCGUAGGAAGCGGUUCGCGCCGUUUUCCCUAUGACAUGCUCCUGUCAGGUGCCGUUGUACGGCGGUAUUAGAUUGGGGUGCGACACUUAAGGAUUAUAAAAUCACAGAAAAAGGUAAUGGAAAUUUCUGGCCGAUCGGCGUUCGUUUCUGACUUUCUGCCGGCCGAGUUAUAUGAAAAUGGUAAUCGACCAAAACGAAAAUAGAAAUAAUAAAUAAUAUUGAAAAUGGAAAUGGUUCCAUAUUUAGCGUGAUUUUGUGAAAAUUAAAAUUGUUGUACUUCUAAAUAUGUCUAUAUAUUUAUAUAUUUAUAGAGUAUGUCUCUACUUGACCUACAAUUUAGAUUGAUUGAUCAUUCAAUCAAAUACAUAACUUGAAUGCAUGUCUAAAAUGGAGUUAAUUUAUAAUUUAUAUAGUAUAAAUUUGAAUUAUUUAUAUAUAUUACAUAGUUAUGCAAAGUUAAAUAUACGUUUUUAUGGUUUAAUGUUUCUGUAUUUGCUACCGUUUUCCAAUAUGUACCGUCAUGUUUCAUUCCGUAUUUUUCCAAUUUUUCAAUAUUUUCGAUAUUGUUUUCGUUUCCAAUUUUACUGUUUUUGAUUUUAUUUUCGAGAAAAAUAUGAUUAUGGAAAUGGUUUAGACUGUUUUCCAAUGUUUUAAUCCCUAUCAUGCAAACAUCCUCGGCUAACCAUCAACCAUGGCAAAGAAACUAACACCAAUUUUUAAUGCGAAAAAUUAGGGAAUGGAAAUAACAGUGUUGCUAAAAUUAACAACCAUUAAAAACACAGAGACGCACUUGGCUUCAGGCCUUCCAUUUUUAUCAAUCCAGAGAAAAACAGAGUCUGGCAGGCUCAUUCCCAUCCACAGAGAAAAAAAAAUAGAACAUCAUUUUUAUUUUUCCAGCGCCUUGCAUGCCGUGUUCUUCUCGCCGCGGGAGGAGAUCGUCACCCCGCGGCGUCGUCGUCGGCGUCGGCGGCGGCGCGCGGGGGUCGGCACGAGGGUGCUCGCCCACUCUCGCGUCGAUCCGGCGAUGGGGCUGCUGAGCUCGGCGAGCAGGUCGUGCUGCUGCUGCUCCUGGGUGCGCGGCGGCUGCGCCAGCUGCUGCUCGUGGAUCCGCGGCUUCUGCGGCGGCGGCGGGGGGGCGACGACGUCGGCGCAGGACACGGCGGCGUCGGACGCGAAGAAGAGGAAGAAGCGGAAGUGGGUGGUGCGCGGCGUCUUCGGCAAGGCCGCGCGGGAGGCGGAGGAGCCGCUGACGCUGGAGACGAUGAAGAAGAGGAAGAGCGCCGCGACGAGCCCGGAGCUGGAGAAGAACAAGUGGGGGACCAAGAAGAAUUGGAAGAAGAAGAAGGGCAAGACCCAACCGACCGGCUUGGCCAGCCUCGUCAAGGAGAUCUCCCUCGAGAAUAGUACCAGGAACAGGGCAGCGGCAGGAGAGAUACUACGGAUCGGCAACCACAACAUUCCAAGCAGAGUAUUCACGUUCCGUCAGCUGGCCGAUGCAACCGGCUCUUUCAGCCCGGAAAACCUGCUUGGUGAAGGUGGAUUCGGGAGAGUCUACAAAGGAUUCAUCCCAGACACCAAGGAAGUCAUAGCGGUUAAGCAGCUGGACAAGGAUGGAUUGCAGGGGAACCGCGAGUUCCUCGUCGAGGUGCUGAUGCUUAGCCUUCUCCAUCACCCCAACCUCGUCACCUUGCUCGGUUACAGCACCGAGUGCGACCAGAGAAUCCUGGUCUACGAGUACAUGCCACUCGGUUCAUUGCAAGAUCAUCUCCUAGAUCUGACACCGAACUCGUCGCCGCUGUCAUGGCACACGCGGAUGAAGAUCGCGGUGGGCGCGGCGAGAGGGAUGGAGUACCUGCACGAGAUAGCCAACCCGCCGGUGAUCUACCGGGAUCUCAAGGCGUCCAACAUCCUCCUCGACGGCGGGUUCAACGCGAAGCUGUCGGAUUUCGGGCUGGCGAAGCUGGGCCCCGUCGGCGACAAGAGCCACGUCACCACCAGGGUGAUGGGCACGUACGGCUACUGCGCCCCCGAGUACGCCAUGACCGGCAAGCUCACCAAGAUGUCCGACAUCUACAGCUUCGGCGUCGUCCUCCUCGAGAUCAUCACCGGCCGCCGAGCCAUCGACACCACCAAGCCCACUCGCGAGCAGAUUCUUGUUCACUGGGCAGCGCCACUGUUCAGGGACAAGAAGAAGUUCGUGAAGAUGGCUGAUCCACUGCUGGACAUGAAGUUCCCACUGAAAGGGCUGUACCAGGCACUGGCAAUCUCAUCGAUGUGCUUGCAAGAAGAGGCGAGCAGCCGGCCUCUGAUCAGCGACGUGGUGACGGCGCUCACGUUUCUAGCUGACCCAAACUAUGAUCCUCCUGAUGACGUUGAGCCUCUGCCGAUCAAAGCCCCGAAUUUAGACAGAGAGAGUAGCCAGAAAGAAGCUGAAGGAGGUGACAACGACAGCGACGAGGGUGGUGAAGAGCAGGUUUAGGGGGAACAACAAGAAGUAGCUGAAAAUGGCUUCUGGGGAGGGAGUUGGAACAUAGAGAUGAUUAAUCAACCAUGAUUAGAUGUGGUUAGAGCUGCAAAAUUAAUAUCACUCACCCUCUCCUUUCUCCUUUCAAAAUAUCACUCACCCUGUUUUUGAUGUAUAGCACCUAUAGGAAAGAAUUAACAACAGGUUUUUGUUCUUUAAUGUGGUUGACUUGUGUGUUUUGAUUAGGCAUGUCCAUUAAAAUUUUCAGGUUUAAUAUUUGUCAGUCAUUUUUUUUC
This is a messenger RNA of Oryza sativa Japonica Group (Japanese rice), 2795 nucleotides long. RefSeq names its product probable serine/threonine-protein kinase PBL7. The record is from RefSeq and is a predicted model, not a curated record. Lineage: Eukaryota; Viridiplantae; Streptophyta; Magnoliopsida; Poales; Poaceae. Gene Ontology annotation, biological process: protein phosphorylation. Gene Ontology annotation, molecular function: ATP binding; protein kinase activity.